Messenger RNA from Hyposmocoma kahamanoa, 1330 nucleotides. RefSeq names its product suppressor of cytokine signaling 7-like. Bases 168 to 1295 code for a protein of 375 amino acids. The record is from RefSeq and is a predicted model, not a curated record. Gene Ontology annotation, molecular function: 1-phosphatidylinositol-3-kinase regulator activity. The transcript is spliced from 12 exons. NCBI's taxonomy places the organism in Eukaryota, Metazoa, Arthropoda, Insecta, Lepidoptera, Cosmopterigidae. Gene Ontology annotation, cellular component: phosphatidylinositol 3-kinase complex. Gene Ontology annotation, biological process: phosphatidylinositol phosphate biosynthetic process; intracellular signal transduction.
ACAAAUAUAAAGUGCUCUCUGUUCUCGACCUGAAUUUUUGUUAUUUUUUAUUUCCCGUGUUUAAUUUUAUCUCGAAAACGACGUUGGAAACGAAGAAACCGUAUUUAACUUCGACAGACAUGGUGGUUCGCCGGCCGAACCUUCCAUAGUUGACCAAUCACAUCACCAUGGGUCAACAGAAUUCCAAAAAAUCAGGCAGCAGCUGCGGCUGCGGCGGCUGGGAUCGGCGGCGGCUCGACGAUGCGCCCACUUCCGUGCACAGAUACGUCACAACCAUUACCGACAGAGGCCACGGCGAAUGUAACUGCACAGCGUCCCGGAGUCGCGGUGUGGGCAUGUUCGAGUGGCGACGCCGCGAGUGGCGCUGGCGCAGACCCACUUGCGUGUGCACCGGGUACAGACGCGUGUCUGAUGACAGAUUGGCUACAGUGCUUACUAUAGGCACUCGGGAUUUGACGCGAGACCUGCGCAGGGAACUUGACGCUUUCGUCUUGAAUACAGACGGCGACUCAACAAGGGACAUUGGCGACCCGACCGCUGAGGUGUACGUGCUAUCAGUAGCUGCAAGACCAGCUGAAGGCGAAGCUUCACACACUGGCAGCCGCAACGAGCUCACUCAGCAGAAUGAUGGGUCUAUUCGAUUGCAUCCACACUUCCAGGUGGUAUGCGGCGGAGAGCUGCGCGCACUGCUGUUGCGCGCGCCGUCGCUGCCCGCGGCGCCUGCGCAGGCCAUGCCGCCACACGGAAAAGUACACACGCAGGUGGACUACAUCCACUGCCUAGUUCCAGAUCUUCAAGAGAUUACAGCAUGCUCGUAUUAUUGGGGCAAGAUGGACCGGUACGAGGCUGAAAGGCUUCUGGAUAACAAACCAGAAGGCACGUUCCUCCUCCGUGAUUCUGCCCAAGAAGAGCACCUGUUCUCGGUGUCGUUCCGCAAGUACGGGCGGUCGCUGCACGCUCGCAUCGAGCACUACCAGCAUCGAUUCUCGUUCGACUCCCAUGACCCUGCCGUCUUCGCCGCGCCCACAGUCACCGGGCUCAUUGAGCACUACAAGGACCCGGCGUGCGUGAUGUUCUUCGAGCCGAUGCUGACGGCGCCUCUGCCGCGCACGCAGCCCUUCGCGCUGCAGCAGCUCGCCAGGGCCGUCAUCGUCUCGCACACCACCUAUGACGGUGUGGAGAAACUGCCGCUGCCGGCCCGGCUGCGCGCCUACCUGAAGGAGUACCACUACCGGCAGCGCGUGCGCGUGCGCCGCCUGGAGCCCGACCUGUACUCGCCGGCGCACGCCUUGUAGCAGGCGCCCCGGCCCCCCCCGGGCCGCCCGCCGCU